This is a messenger RNA of Pogoniulus pusillus (Red-fronted tinkerbird), 4162 nucleotides long. It is a transcript of the gene SELENON, whose product is annotated as selenoprotein N. Gene Ontology annotation, cellular component: endoplasmic reticulum membrane. The transcript has 12 exons. NCBI's taxonomy places the organism in Eukaryota, Metazoa, Chordata, Aves, Piciformes, Lybiidae. The record is from RefSeq and is a predicted model, not a curated record. Gene Ontology annotation, biological process: calcium ion homeostasis; skeletal muscle fiber development.
CCGAUCUCUCCCCGCCUAACGCCUCCCCCUUGCCCGGCGCGGCCAUGGCGGCUCCGCGGCUCCGGCGCUGAAGCGACAAAGCAAUGGCAGGGCCCAACGCGGCCCCUCCGCGUCUGGCUUUGGCCGUAGCCGCUUUAGCGGCUUUAGUCGCCGUUAAAUAUUACCGGGACGCUGAAACCGCCCGGCAGCAGGAGCUGGCAAUGAAGUCUCUGGGAAGCGAGGGACUCUUCCUCUUCUCUUCUCUGGACACAAACAAUGAUCUCUACCUCAGCCCAGAGGAGUUCAAGCCCAUAGCUGAGAAGCUGACAGGGGUUGCUCCCAACUCCGACUUUGAAGAGGAGGAGACUCCUGAUCCCAGCGGGGAGACCCUGUCUGUGGUGGCUAAAUUCCAGCCGCUGGUGAUGGAAACGAUGACGAAGAGCAAAGAUGGGUUCCUGGGGAUUUCUCACGUUGCUCUCUCUGGGCUGAGGAACUGGACAGCCCCAGCAGUCCCUAUGAGUGUGCUGCUUGCCAGGCAGUUUAAAGCCUUUCUUCCUCCAAAGAAUAAAGUGGAUCUGGGGGAUCCGUGGUGGAUCAUUCCCAGUGAGCUGAACAUCUUCACUGGCUACCUGCCCAACAACAGAUUUUAUCCCCCUCCUCCCAAGGGCAAAGAGGUCAUCAUCCACAAGCUCCUGAGCAUGUUCCACCCACGCCCCUUCGUCAAGAGCCGCUUUGCUCCCCAGGGAGCUGUGGCCUGCAUCCAAGCCAUCAGCACCUUCUACUACACCAUAGCCUUCAGGAUCCACGCUGAGUUCCAGCUGAACGAGCCACCAGACUUCCCCUUCUGGUUCUCCCCAGGCCAGUUCACAGGGCACAUUGUCCUCGCCAAGGACUCCUCCCACGUCCGCGACUUUAAGCUCUUUGUUCCCAACAGCAGGUCUCUGAACGUUGACAUGGAGUGGCUGUAUGGGGCCAGUGAGAGCAGCAACAUGGAAGUGGACAUCGGUUACCUGCCUCAGAUGGAGCUGGAAUCAACAGGACCUUCCAUCCCCUCUGUGAUCCACGAUGAGAACGGAAAUGUGAUUGACAGCAGGGACCCCUCGGGAGAGCCCAUCCAGUUUGUGUUCGAAGAGAUAGCCUGGCAGCAGCAAAUCCCCUGGGAAGAGGCAGCCCGGAGGCUGGAGGUGGCCAUGUAUCCAUUUAAGAAGGUCUCCUACCUGCCCUUCACACAAGCUUUUGAGAGAGCAAAAGCAGAGAAGAAGCUGGUGCACUCGAUCCUGCUGUGGGGUGCCCUGGAUGAUCAGUCUUGCUGAGGCUCGGGGCGAACUCUCCGGGAGACUGUCCUGGAAAGUUCGCCCAUCCUCGCCCUGCUGAACCAGAGCUUCGUGAGCAGCUGGUCCCUGGUGAAGGAGCUGGAGGAGCUGCAGAGCAACAGAGAGAAUGAGUUGCACAGCAAGCUGGCUGCCCUGCACCUGGAGAAGUACAACUUCCCCGUGGAGAUGAUCAUCUGCCUGCCCAACGGCACUGUGGUUCACCACAUCAAUGCCAACUACUUCCUGGAUAUAACUUCCAUGAAGCCUGAAGAUGUUGAAAGUAACAUCUUUAGUUUCUCGACCAAUUUUGAGGACCCUUCGACUGCAACUUACCUCCAGUUCCUGAAGGAAGGACUGCAAAGAGCAAAACCAUACCUGCAGAGCUAAGAACAAAGGCACCUGAGUGCCCCACAGAAAUGGCCAAAGACUUCAGAGACCAGAGCAGUUCUUCCUCAUCUUCGUGCCAGAUGCAGACAGUCCCAGGACUGGGGCCUGGCUCUGGGUGCUGGUGUGAGGCCAGGUUCCAAGUGCUGCCAGUUUACAUCCUCUGCCCCUGCUGACCUCAGGAGUGAAAGGACUUGAAUCUGUGAACGUUCAGGGGCACAGGCCAUGGUUUGCCACCCACCUGCUGUUUGGCAGCUGCUGCUCAGCCCUGUGGUGCAAGUAGUGCAGCAGCCAGGCCAGGGCUCACCCAGAGGCCCUGAUCUCCAGGACUGGGCUGUGUUGGAGAACAGCAACCCAACACUCAUGAACUCUGCCUGUGCCCUCUGGGCUCUGGUGCAGGAUCCAGCCUAGCUGGCAAGCUCCCUCCUGGUCUCUGGUGUCCUCCACAGCUCCCACCAGUGCAGCCCUGAGCUGUAAGCUGCCCUGGUGGCUUGGGUACCAGCAGCUACUGGCAGUGCUGGCAGCCAGUGCUUGAUGGGGCUGUAGCUGGUAAGGUGUAGAUGGGAGCACAGGAGGUUGGGGCUGGAGGCUCGAGCUCUGGAGUGGCCUCCCAGCACCCUGGAGGACAGAGUGGUCUCACUUGCUCAGGUUCUUUGCAUCUGAGGGAGGUGCUGAGGCUGAUCCAGUGAGAUGAGGAAGGGAGGCCAAGGUGCAGCUGUGGAUUAACUCGGCCUGGGAGGUGAGGGCCCAGAGCCCCUCUUAGCUCCACCAGUGCUGCACUCCAGGCUAUGGGACAGGGCAGUGAGCAGUGCCCCCAGCCCCAGCUGCUUCCUCCUCACCAGCUCCAAGAGCUUUGUUCUCCCAGGCUCUCCUCAAAGAUGCUGAAGUGUUCUGUCCUCGUUUGCUUUGAGCUUCCAGAUGACACUGAACCAUCAGGGUUCCUUCUGGGAAUCCUGAGGGCAUUAACUGGUUGAGGACUGAGCAGUUCCACUAAAGAACCUCUGAGGAGAGCUUUUCCCAGGAAGUCGUUGGGACACAGCACUGUUGUCCCUUACCUGGAACCACCCUGAGCCUGGCUACCAGUGCCUGGCUACAGAGUGAGCACAGUUUGGAGAGGGAAAGGUUAAAUGAAGAGAGUUUGGAAGUCUGUUCCUGUAGACAGGUGAGGAGGCAAAGCAUCUGCAGCAGGUGGCUGCCCACAGCCCUGCCUGUUGAUGCUUUUUCUGCUCUGAAGCACAAUUUCCUUGGACCAAAUCAAACAGGGGGAAAGCCUUUGGGGUUUUAUUUUUCAUUGGAAGGGGCAUUUGCAUUCCUGGGCUCCAGGACCUUGGAGGAGCCCAGGGGUGGCAAUUACCCUGUCCCUACCCUCCCCCACCCCCUCUGUCUGUAUCUGUGGCUGGAGGCUGAGCCCAGACAGAGCUCUGGGCUGAGGCAGUCAUAGCUCCAUUCAUUGCUCUGGCGAGAUGAACUCCCCCUGGGAUGUUUCUCAGUGUUGGCUUUGUAACUAUGCAUUAGCUCUGCACUGCCCUCUCCCUCCAAGGGCCCUGCAGCAAUGACAGGCUGGCAUCUGGCAACAGUGCAGAAGGUGCCAAAGGCCCUGGGCAGUGUUCAAGAUCCAGCUCCUGUCACAGCAGCAGCCUUGUCCCUUAGGGGAACUCUGGUCUGGUCCCCCUGGGACACGGCCUGAGCAGGAGUGCAGAGCAGACUGAGUGCCUGCCUCCCCUGGCUCCUCGGGAGGCACAGACCUGCCCUUCUGGCUUCUACAAAGCUCCACGGGAGGUAUUUUUGCUGCACCUUCCCUGAGCCUCCCUUGGUCAGGGGCUUCAGACCUCGACUGUCAGUUGUGCUGGGUCCCUCCCGUUGGUUUUCCUCCCCCGUUUUUGCAGGCAGGGACUGCCUUUGUCUGCCCAGGGCCUGGAGGAGCAGGCACAGCAGCGGCUCUGCCUCCUGCCUGCCAAGCUCAGCACUCGCAAGAGGCAGCAUCGCUCCUUUGAGCCUGCAGCUGCAGAACUGGCAGGGACAGCGCCAGGGGACCCCCGGGAGCACCUCGGUGUGCCCCUGCUGAGCUGUGGGCCCUGCCUGGAGCCAUCAGAGUGCUGCUGUGAGCUCGGGGUCAGUCUGAAGGACGGCAGGAGGAACGCAAGGAGCAGGGGACUCCCCUGCCUCCCUGUUAACGCGUUCCCUGCCCGCGGGCUGCAGCCAGAAGCCAUCGCCUGAGGCUUCACUAACGGCGCCAAGCUUAGUGCCUCCCUCUGUGCACUCGGCUUUAUUCGGGCGGCUUUGAGACCGCGGGGGCAGGAGGUGCUGCUUUCCCCCACCCCUCCUGAGCUUUGUGACGCCCUGGUCUGAAACCCACGGAGCGGGGCCAGGGCUGAUGUCUGCCAGCGAGGGUCGGGGGGCAGCAGCUCCGCGCGGUCCGGUGCCGGUUCGGCGGGGAGGGCCCGGAGGGUCCCGGCUGUAGCUGCACUCCUUAAAGCCAUCUCACA